This is a messenger RNA of Pseudopipra pipra, 1655 nucleotides long. It is a transcript of the gene CENPP, whose product is annotated as centromere protein P. NCBI's taxonomy places the organism in Eukaryota, Metazoa, Chordata, Aves, Passeriformes, Pipridae. Gene Ontology annotation, cellular component: nucleus; chromosome, centromeric region. The record is from RefSeq and is a predicted model, not a curated record. Gene Ontology annotation, biological process: CENP-A containing chromatin assembly. The transcript is spliced from 9 exons. The coding region runs from base 530 to 1384 and encodes 284 amino acids.
ACAUGGGCUGGGCCCUCUGACUGGAGACGCUUUGGGCGUAACCAACCGGGAGCAAAAGCCAGGGGCGUUUUCCGCAAAUACGCGAGCGGAAAUUAACCUAGACAAGCGAACGGCUCUCAAAGUAACGUUUUUGCCUUUUGUCUCUAAUACGGGACUCUGAAACUGUGCCUCCAGCGGCUCCGUCGUUUCAGAAGGAGCGGGGAGGAAGGCGCGGCCGGUGCCCCGCCCCCCCGCUCGGGGAGGAGCUGUGGUAGCGCCCGGGCGCGCGGUUCGAAAGGCGCGGGCAGCGCGCGCUGGGUCUGGGUGCUGCUCGCGCCCCCUCAGAGCCGAGUCCGGGUCGUGCUCGCGCCCCCUCAGAGCCGAGUCCGGGUCCGGGUCUGAGGGCUCCGCUCCUCCCGCCCAGCCGAGUCCGGGUCCGAGUCCGAGUCCUCCUUUCUCCGCUCCCUGAGCGCCGGGUCCUGCCGACCUCUCUCAGAGCCGGGCGGAAAUAUAGUUAUUUUGUUUUGUGGAGUAACAGUGAUUCUGAGAAAUGGACAACAACGUUUAUCAAGUUUAUGAGGAUGAAAUCCAGGCACUGGAAGAAGAAAUAAAACUAUUGACAGAAAAGUACGAAGAUAUCCAGCAAGAAUCCACCUUUUUUUCUGAGGAGGAGAUAUUGAAGUCAAUAAAAUCAUUCCAAAGAGAAACGCAGGGAGGAUCCAAGGGACAUGAAUCUCCAUCAGACCUGAAAGCUCAGCUUGAAAGUCUAGAAACAGAUCUGUCCUUUUUGAUGAAACUCACUGGGUUUCAGUUCACAAGUCAUUCCAAGAAAACAGUGGAAAAAACUAGAGACAGAACAGUGCAGAAGCACAGGUUGGCCGGGAAUUGUCACUCCCUGGCUUUUCAACUGGAAUUCCAGCUUCUCGAAGUGCAGAGCAAAGAGAAGGUGUCUUCUGUUAUUAGUGAUCUCAACAUCGUAAUGGAAUCUGGAGAAGAUUCUGGUAUGAGCAAGUUUUUGUCAAGCGUUGAAGAACGUGGAAAUCUCGCAACGUUUUUCAGAAGCCUUUCAACUUACGCGGAGUGGUUGGAGCAUCGCAGACGCACCUUCCUGCACUUCAAGGCCAAGUAUCCUGAGGUCGUGGCCCUUCCAGAAGGACUGCAGGGAGAUCAUAUCAUUCUGAGGAACCCCAAAGUUUCUGGGUUUGAACUGAUGAUUGUUUGGAAGAUCCAUCUGGAUGAAGAAGGGACAACUACACCUGUCCUGGACCUGCUGACCAAAGUCCCAGAGCAAGUCCUGGAGCAGAAGAUGACAAGAGUUGAGAGUGUCCCUGCCCGCUUCCGGAGCAUGGUGCUGCUCCUGGGCAUCGAGGCAGCCCUGGAGAACCUGGUCAAGGUGCUUGAAUGAGUGCCAGCAUUACUUACAGCAGGUAGCAAUUUCAAAAGUAGUUUUAAUUAAGAUAUUGUGUUACACAGUCUAUAAUUUUAUUGAAUAUAAACAUUAAGUUAUUUUCCAUUUAGAAACCAUACUCAUAAAACAUGCUAUCUGUACAAUUAUGGCACGUUAUAUAUAAAUCGUCAUGACAUGAAAAUAAAUACAGCCAUUUAAAUACAAAAAUGCCAAAUAAAAUAGUUACAUGUACAGAGUGAUUUCAUUAUAAAUUUAUCUUUCUGAAUCA